Alnus glutinosa is the source of this 1622-nucleotide messenger RNA. RefSeq names its product pathogenesis-related thaumatin-like protein 3.5. The record is from RefSeq and is a predicted model, not a curated record. NCBI's taxonomy places the organism in Eukaryota, Viridiplantae, Streptophyta, Magnoliopsida, Fagales, Betulaceae. Gene Ontology annotation, biological process: defense response. The transcript has 3 exons. Gene Ontology annotation, cellular component: extracellular region. The coding region runs from base 89 to 973 and encodes 294 amino acids.
UAAAUACACUUCAAACCCAUCUUCUCCAAUACCUGCCAUCUUUCCCACAAAAUACCAGCUUCUAAACUCUCCCAGUUUUUGCUCCCAAAUGGCCUCUCUCGUAGUUUUCAUCACACUCGUCUCUAUUUCUCUCCUCCAUAUCCUGUCAGGAGUCUAUUCAGCGUCGACAUUUACAAUCGUAAACAAGUGCGGCUACACAGUAUGGCCAGGCAUUCUAUCUGGCGCCGGGACCGCCGAGCUCCCAACCACCGGCUUCACCCUCCAACCCGGCGAGUCCAACAUGCUCGCCGUGCCGACCUCCUGGUCAGGCCGCUUAUGGGGUCGAACCCUUUGCGCCCAGGACUCCACCGGCGGGUUCUCGUGCGUCACAGGCGACUGCGGCUCGUCCACCAUAGAAUGCGCCGGUCGCGGAGCAGCGCCGCCGGCCACGCUAGCCGAGUUCACUCUAAACGGCGCUAAUGGGCUCGACUUCUAUGACGUCAGCCUCGUGGACGGUUAUAACCUCCCUAUGACGGUUGUGCCGCAGGGUGGAACCGGAGGGAUGUGUAACACGACGGGUUGCGUGGUGGACAUGAACGGUGCGUGUCCUACGGAGCUUAAGGUUAUGAGCGCGGGUAAUGAGAGCGUGGCCUGUAAAAGCGCGUGCGAGGCGUUCGGGGACCCGCAGUACUGUUGCAGUGGGGCCUACGCGUCUCCGGCUACGUGCAAGCCAAGCUCGUACUCGGAGUUCUUUAAGAGUGCGUGCCCACUCGCUUACAGCUACGCCUACGAUGACGGCACCAGUACCUUUACCUGUGCAUCCGCGGAUUACGUCGUCACUUUCUGCCCACAGCCAGCCAGCAGCGUGAAGUCAACGAAUGGGCAAAUCCCUUUGUCAGCCGAUCCCUCAGCGGGCACUCGUGACACAUCCGCAAAUCUCAUUGGCGCUGUUAUGGCGGUUGCGGCAGCUAUCUUGACUCUCCCAAAGCACUGAUGGGGUCCAAUUCUUUGGAGCAGCUUGGAAAUGCUGUGAGAUUUGUACAUGUACGAUGAAUAGAUGUGAAGAGUAUCAUUACUUGACAAGUGAAUUUACAAUCCUGUUUCGGUGAGGCGUUUUAAUAGAAUACUGAAAUCGUAAGAGAUUCCGAUCUAAGCCUGCAUGAUAUCCAAGCCCCCGCGACUUUGUCAAACUUUUGGGGGUCAGAUUAUCUGGUGGGGGCAUGGUGGGAUUCGCAAGUUUUGGCAGAGAUCGAGGCAAGUUGCUGGUGGCCUGCCGGCAAAAGUUGCUUUGGGGUUAAAAACUGGACGGCUUCAUUACUGGCCUGAAAUUUUGUUUGAUUCUCUUUCCCAACUUGAGGAAGAACUUUCGGGUGCAAGAUGGUGAUGGGGGUUUGUCAUUCAGCCAAAGGAAUACAAACAUAAACAUCAAUGAAUGCAUCAGCAUCCUCGUCGGGAUCUUUGAUUUGGAAAGCAAGAAAGCAUGAGUUAGCACUAGAGUUGGGAAGUUUUGUUAUUUGUUAAACUCGACUGGCCAGGAUUUAAAGUUUGAGGAUUUAACAUUGGAUCGAUUGUGAUGUUCCUUUUGACCAAGAUGUAUUAUUUUUAAACUUUGCUUACUUAUAAUGCCAAAAUAAGUUAACAUC